AUCUUAUAACCCCGCCAGAAAUAAAACAUGAGAUUAUGGAGAACCUCUAUAUGGAUCCUUCUACUUUCUGUCAGCGUUUCUACAAAUUAGACGAAGAUUCUGUUAUUUCUGCGCGUCGCUUUUUAGAAAAUCCGAAUAAUAAUAAUCAAUUUUGUUUUGAGUGGAGGAAUGAAUUGGUUACAGCAAUUGGAUUCAUAACUCCUUUGCUAACUAAACUCUUACCUGUGUUGAGUAUCCAUUGUGAUGCGACCUACAAAACAGUUAAAGAACGAUUUGAGCUCUAUGGAAUUAUCAGUAAUGCUAAUGGCGCAGGAUUUCCAAUUGCGUAUUUGUUACUAAAUACUACGAAAGCAUUCGACAAUGAAGAACAAACAGAGCUACGAACAAAAGCACUUGCCGGCUUUCUUCGCUCUCUUCACAACAAGAGGUUAGAACUGCAGUACUUCUUUACUGACAAAAAUUUCGCUGAGAUCAAUGCCGCAAAAGAAGUGUGGCCAAGUAUUAACGUGCAGCUCUGUCUGUGGCAUGUAGAAAGGGAAGAAUUUUCAUCUUCGUACAUAUUAAUUUCUGGAAAUGGAUCAGUGAGUUCGUUAAUCAGGUGA
This is a messenger RNA of Ambispora gerdemannii, 602 nucleotides long. The record is from the annotation of a GenBank genome assembly. NCBI's taxonomy places the organism in Eukaryota, Fungi, Glomeromycota, Glomeromycetes, Archaeosporales, Ambisporaceae.